Messenger RNA from Macroventuria anomochaeta, 4487 nucleotides. RefSeq lists its product as uncharacterized. The record is from RefSeq and is a predicted model, not a curated record. The transcript is spliced from 5 exons. NCBI's taxonomy places the organism in Eukaryota, Fungi, Ascomycota, Dothideomycetes, Pleosporales, Didymellaceae. The coding region runs from base 1 to 4167 and encodes 1388 amino acids.
AUGAUCGAUGGGGACCAGGCUGGCAACAAGCUGCUCAGCAAGGGCAGCCGCUGGCGGACCAAGUACUUCGCCAAAGACGACGCCGCGGCCGAGGAGCAGCCCAAGGCGAAGCGCGCCGACACGUUCAAGCUCAACGAAGACGUCAACGACUUCCUCAAGCCGUCGACCGAGAAGGCAAACGCCCAGCAGCAGGCCACCGCCGCCUUUCUCGCAGCGAAGCCCCGCAUCGACGUUGCCCGCGCCCAGCGGUGGCCCGGCGCCCAGGAGAUCCUCAGCAGCGCUGCAGCAAACGGCAAGAGCCCUGGCCCUGGCGGCCUGCGGACGGCCACGCGCAAGAGGGGGCUCACCGUAAACUUCGCCCGCACGCAGCCAGAUGUCAUUGGUCGUGGCGGCGACGAGUGUGAGGAGCCGUCGCUGGAGGUCUCGCGGCGCAAGAAGGCGAGCAGCGUGUCGGACGUGGACCGCCUGCAGACCCAGAGCACACAGGACGAUGCGAAUGUCUCAGCCCGGACACCCCAGUUCAACGGCAUGACCCGUUCCGAUUCGCAGACGUCCCAGACCGCAGCGCCGAGGAACAGCUUCACACGCACCCUCACCAACCAGGGCGAGAUGUCACCGCCGCUGCAGAAGAAGCUCGAGAUGGGCAACAUCAACACGUAUGCGCACCCACCGCCUCCAGCCCCGCAGCGCAUGGGCCCAAUGGGUCUUGGAGAGCGCCCCAAGGUCCUCUCGAGGGCGCCGACUGGCUUCGACCUCAUGCAGAACGAGCCCCCGGCCGCGCGACGCCCCAGCAAGGACUCUGCGUACUCUGCAUUCUCGCAAGACUCGGACAACAACGUAUCGCCGGUAGCCGAGAGGAAGGCACCCGUACUACCACCCACACAGGAAGAGGAGGACGACUUCAGGCCAAAACCUCUCAAGCGAUCACAGACAGGCUUCACGGACAUAGUUGACGACUCGGACGACUCCUCGUUAGAGCAGGUGUCUUCAGCUCCUCAGAUACCACGAUUGCCUGAGAUGCGCUUUGUCGAACAGGAGGACGAUUCGCCGUUGGAAUCAAGAGCUCUGUUGGCUGAGCGCUUCCUGCAGAGCGAGCCAGAGGAUCCAGAUUCCUUCUCUGCCAAAGUGAAGCACAAGAUGAGGGCGGAGGAAGGGCGAGCGCUGCACGAGGCACAGCAGCGUGCUGCAGAAGGGAAGCGUGGUUCAGACACGAGCUCCUUACAAUCAGAUCCCUUCCAGGUUGGGACUCCACCAUCGACCUACAAUGCGUACAUGGGCGGUAGAACACCACCGUCAGCACCACCAGUUCAGCCAUCACGCCAGUCACCACCACAAAGUCAACCUAUCCAACCAACUCAGCAAUCACCUCCAAGAGGUUUGGAUGCAGAGGACCCAUACCGGUCAAGAGCACGCGGGCCAUCACCAGGACGGAGACCAAUGCCUCCAGGAACCUUUCCGCUAGACACCGAUCCGCAUCAACCGUCGUCCUCAGUCUCGACACAUCAGAGCAGACCCUCCGAUGCACGAUCAUCACCUGGCAGAUCAGAAGCUUUCUCGGCCAAACCCCCUCAAUCUGCUGCAGAUGAGCUUCACCUAAACACGCCAUCAGCUCUACAACCUGCUAAGCCACCGGCGCAAGCACAACCGCCACCGCCUCAGCCUAAGAAACAAGGCUCUGUUUCGCACUCACAGAACUCAUUCUCGCACUCCCAAGGCUCACAAGGCUCCAUCUCACACCCCUCUGAACCAGCAUUUACCAUACGACCAAGACAGGAUAUCAGCAUGAGGCUAGGAGGUUCUCUCGCUCGUUCGGAUACAAGGAUGCUUGGCGAUGCUGCGUUCAAGGACUUUGCGGAGCGUGUCAUUCACAUGAAUGGUAUCUUUGCGUUGACAGCACAGCUCGGGGGCAACAUUCACGACCGCUCACCUACGCAGUGGGCUCGAGUUGCGACUUGGUGGUUCUUGAAGGGCCGUGCUGGUAUGGAGAACCUGAUCAGGAGUCGACCCAAGACUGCAGAGCCGCAGCAGGAACGUCUCACCCAGCCACACGUCGACCUGGCCAAAGCUUUGUGGAUUUGUGUUGAGGUCCUUCCGGGACACCCGGCUUUGAGCCAGUACGCUGGUCAGUCCGAAGAUGCCAAGCCUGAUGUAGCCAGACAAGCUGGCGAUAUUGCAGCCACUGAAGCUUUCGAGAUCAAGAAUGCGAUCUUUCACUAUAUGAAGCUGCUGACUGGAUCGAUGAAGAAGCAUCAAAGUAUGCCUCCGACAGCAGCUCUUAUUCAAGGCCAGAAUCAGAACAUAUGGGAAGAAUACCCAAGGUUCGACCCAAUUGCCGCAAGUGUACUUUCUGGAGCCAAGUACAAGCAGACGAGGAACGGACCGCAGUCGCAGCAGCCAAGCUUGUCACAAUACUUGCCUUUGACUGACACAAAGAACGAGUUCUGCUACUUCAGGAUGUUCGCCACAGCUACCAUGUUGACCGACGACGCCAACACUGGCGGUGCGCCCAUGCCUGCCGCCAUCACCGUACUGCGCUCCAAGGAGGAGUACGCGACCAAGCUGGCCAUCUGCAGCCAGAACGAAGACCUCAACCUGAUUGUAGGGUUGAACGCCGCUACCGGACCGACCUGGAAGGACGUUAGUUGGAAAAAGCAGUCACGUCAGCUCAGCCUCCAGUUGCACCACGGGUUCGUCCUCAGACUCGAGUUGAAUGAGGGCGAUUGGCGCAAUCUGUGGGCCAUCGUGGACCACACCAACCGUGUCGAAUCCAGCAUGAGAGAGCGAGCGAACGAACGCUUCUCCGGCAAGCUUUACCUGCGGGAAGCAAGCUACAAAGACCCGGCGAACCCAGCGGCCUUUCCACCAGAACGUGUGCACGGCUGCAAGCUCAUGGUGUUUGAAAAGUUCGAUCGCAGUAGCGAAGGUACAGGGAAGCGCAAGCUGCACCGCGGCUACAGACUGGUGUUGGUCACAGCACAGAAGAACAAGCAACUGAGCUUCGUCGAACACGAACUAGGCACGAAGCAAGAACCCAUGAACUUCGAAUACGUCACCGAGAACGACCAGUCGCCAGCAAUGAGGUUGCACUUCCGCGAAGGCGCUGCGGAACAGAGACCUAGAGUUUGCACAGUACAUCUCGUCUUCCAAGAUGCUAAUGACCGAAACCACUUGUUUGGCACUUUCACGUCGAUGAAUAUUGCGCCUGGUGAGAUGACGUUUGCUCAGGUGCCCCUCAAAUCUUUCAGCAUCGAGAGCGCAGAUCAGGCAGACGCGUUUAGCGCAGUCGGCAGUCGCGUUCUCGAAAAGCUCCAGUGGCAGGAAGCAAAGACAGUGAACCAGGACCCAGAAGCCGCAGGCCUAGAAGCCGCACCGACUGUGAUGAGUGAGAGUCUGAGAAUCGUUUGCCGGCACAGCGCUGGCAUUAUAUCCGAUCGCAUGAACCUUGGUCCUGGCGAAAUCCUAGUCCGCCUCCCAACCGACGGCGCCGCAGACCUCACACUCCUCCGCAACCCUCAGCAAGACAUGGCCGUCGCAGUCGACAGCAGCCGCACCGACAAAGAUGUCCCUGACGCGCUCGCUGAACUCCUCCGCACGCUAACAAACGCAUCCACAAUCCGCCGUUUAGCAUUCAACUCGUUCAAAGACUUACACGCCUUCCAGCUCGCAGUCACUGGUUUCGAGGUCAAAUUCGAUGGCAUCGCAAGCACAUUCUCCAUCUCCCGCCGGCGCAUGGUAGUCCCCAUCUACAAGCAAUGGACUGCCAACACAAUCCGCCUCCAGAUUGUGCACCAAGACAACGUCGUCCAACUCCUCGCCUUUUUUGAAGACUUCUCGCACGCCGACGCCAUGAACUUCCGUCUCUCGUCCAUGGACACGUUCGAGAAGAAGGACAGCGGCGGCAAAUUCGGUCUGAAGCUGGUCGACGCCAAGUUUGCGCUGCCUGUGGAUCAGCGCAGAGGAGAAGGGAAGAUGCAGAAGGCGGAGGGUAGGCUGACGGGUUGGGUCGGCACGAAGAGGAGGUUUGUGUGUCUUGAUGAAAUUGAGUAUCCGGGUGAGCAUGACGAUAUUCUGAUUAUGUUUGAUUCGGCUGAAGCACGAGACCUCUUCGCCGACGCGCUACCCGCGGCAACUAUGGAACGCAAGUUCACCGUCCGACGCAAGAUCUGAGUCUUCCUUCACGCCCACAGCGAUGUCGACUGCGACCCAUACCUUCUUCCCACGCGCAAAGCGGCGAGCCAAACAGAGCUCGUCCGCUGCUCUUUGAUUUCCUUUGUCUUAUCUCCUUUGCAUACAAGUCAGCAUCAUCGGGUCGCGUCCCUUCCCUUGCUCCCGAGGGGCUCGCAAGAUACCACAAACGGGCGUUUGGGUAUUGUCAUCAGUUUUGUUCGAACGUGCUUCACUAUUAGGGAUGCACAUGCGAGACUGUCGUUUACUUUCUUUUCGAAUUGUUGCAUGACCGGGCGUCACUGCAUUGAUUGCAAUUGCAU